Molecule: messenger RNA, 1630 nt
Organism: Rattus rattus (black rat)
Lineage: Eukaryota; Metazoa; Chordata; Mammalia; Rodentia; Muridae
Gene: Opn1sw
Product: opsin 1, short wave sensitive
Exons: 5
Coding region: 39-1079 (346 amino acids)
Biological process (GO): visual perception; phototransduction; G protein-coupled receptor signaling pathway
Cellular component (GO): membrane; photoreceptor outer segment
Molecular function (GO): G protein-coupled receptor activity
Source: RefSeq, a predicted model, not a curated record
GAGACCAGAGGUGGUGGUGAGGCCAUCCCAAGCGCACGAUGCCGGGAGAGGACGAGUUUUACCUGUUUCAGAAUAUCUCCUCAGUGGGGCCCUGGGAUGGGCCUCAGUACCACAUCGCUCCCGUCUGGGCCUUCCACCUCCAGGCAGCCUUCAUGGGAUUUGUCUUCUUUGCAGGGACCCCACUCAAUGCCACAGUGUUGGUGGCCACGCUGCACUACAAAAAGUUGCGGCAGCCCCUCAACUACAUUCUGGUCAAUGUAUCCCUCGGGGGCUUCCUCUUCUGCGUCUUCUCCGUCUUCACAGUCUUCAUCGCCAGCUGUCAUGGAUACUUCCUCUUUGGUCGCCACGUUUGUGCUCUGGAGGCCUUCUUGGGCUCCGUAGCAGGUCUAGUGACAGGAUGGUCCUUGGCUUUCCUGGCCUUUGAGCGCUACCUUGUCAUCUGUAAACCCUUUGGCAACAUCCGCUUCAACUCCAAGCACGCACUGAUGGUGGUCCUGAUUACUUGGACCAUUGGCAUCGGGGUGUCCAUCCCGCCCUUCUUUGGCUGGAGCAGGUUCAUCCCCGAGGGCCUGCAGUGCUCCUGUGGCCCAGACUGGUACACCGUGGGCACCAAGUAUCGAAGCGAGCACUAUACCUGGUUCCUGUUCAUCUUCUGUUUCAUCAUUCCUCUUUCCCUCAUCUGUUUCUCCUACUCCCAGUUGCUGAGGACUCUCAGAGCUGUGGCGGCCCAGCAGCAAGAGUCAGCUACAACUCAAAAGGCUGAACGGGAGGUGAGCCAUAUGGUGGUGGUGAUGGUGGGAUCCUUCUGUCUCUGCUACGUGCCCUAUGCUGCCCUGGCCAUGUACAUGGUCAACAAUCGUAACCACGGGCUGGACUUACGGCUUGUCACCAUCCCCGCCUUCUUUUCCAAGAGUUCAUGUGUCUACAACCCCAUCAUCUACUGCUUCAUGAAUAAGCAGUUCCGGGCCUGCAUCCUGGAGAUGGUGUGCAGGAAGCCCAUGACAGACGAAUCUGACAUGUCUGGCUCUCAGAAAACAGAAGUUUCUACUGUUUCUUCCAGCAAAGUUGGCCCUCACUAAGGACCCUCAGUUGGCCUGCUGGCAGCAACCACGGGGCCACAUUGAAUUAUCUACAUCUCCAUUAGAAUUCAAACCAUUAACAAUGUAGGGAAAAGACAGGAGCAGUGGCAUCUGGCCAGUCAGUUUCAUUUUCCUGUUACUCUGUCAGCAGGGCCACAUGGGCCAUUUCAACAGUCACAGUUUCUAAGUGACACCUUCAUCUCUGGAGAACUGUGAGAGAAGGGCCGUGCCUCUGGUGUAUGGGUAACACCUGGUUGUUCUUUUAUUCCAUGCUGGGAUCUGAGAUGAUAUAUCCUGUUAGAAUAAGCUUGGCAUGGGGCAGUGUGAAGAAAAAGCAGCAGACACCAAACACCUGCAGCGAGCUGAAGAGCUUUCCUAUGCGGCCUCUCCCAGUUGCUGCCAUCUGGGCUAUGGCUGCCCUGCCCAGAACUGCCCCUCCUCACUCAUCUGACAGUUAUUCUAAGUCUUCUCCCCUCCAUUUGGCUAAAUGUAUCCAUUUAAAGCUGUGUGUUGAUUAAAGUUAGUGUCUUAAUCUCUUGACGACCUCAAAA